This is a messenger RNA of Fukomys damarensis (Damara mole-rat), 4206 nucleotides long. It is a transcript of the gene Dab2, whose product is annotated as DAB adaptor protein 2. Bases 134 to 2443 code for a protein of 769 amino acids. Gene Ontology annotation, cellular component: plasma membrane. Gene Ontology annotation, biological process: positive regulation of endocytosis; negative regulation of canonical Wnt signaling pathway; receptor-mediated endocytosis. The record is from RefSeq and is a predicted model, not a curated record. NCBI's taxonomy places the organism in Eukaryota, Metazoa, Chordata, Mammalia, Rodentia, Bathyergidae. The transcript has 15 exons.
GCUCCCCUCGCACCCGCGCUAGCAGCUCGUGUGUACCACAGGUUAUGUUCAUUUGAGACUCAGCCGUCAGGAAUCACCUGGUGUUACUGAGAGUCUGCUGCUGGCGCUGGGACUUGCUGCUUGCCUUGUUGCCAUGUCCAACGAAGUGGAAACAAGCACAACCAAUGGUCAGCCGGACCAACAGGCUGCACCAAAAGCACCAUCAAAGAAGGAAAAGAAGAAAGGCUCUGAAAAGACAGAUGAGUAUCUCUUGGCCAGGUUCAAGGGUGAUGGUGUAAAAUACAAAGGCAAACUAAUCGGUAUUGAUGAUGUGCCCGAUGCACGAGGGGAUAAAAUGAGCCAAGAUUCUAUGAUGAAACUCAAGGGCAUGGCAGCAGCUGGUCGUUCUCAGGGACAACACAAGCAGAGGAUUUGGGUCAACAUUUCCCUGUCUGGGAUAAAAAUAAUUGAUGAAAAAACUGGGGUAAUAGAGCAUGAACAUCCAGUAAAUAAAAUUUCUUUCAUUGCUCGAGAUGUGACAGACAACCGGGCAUUCGGUUAUGUGUGUGGUGGAGAAGGCCAGCACCAGUUUUUUGCCAUAAAAACUGGGCAACAGGCUGAGCCAUUGGUCGUUGAUCUUAAAGACCUUUUUCAAGUUAUCUAUAAUGUAAAGAAAAAGGAAGAGGAAAAGAAAAAGGCCGAAGAAGCCAACAAAGCAAUCGAGAAUGGAAGUGAGGCACUCAUGACUCUUGAUGACCAAGAUAACAAACUGAAAUUGGGUGUUGACCAGAUGGAAUUGUUUGGGGACAUGUCUACACCUCCUGACCUAAAUAGUCCAACAGAAAGCAAAGAUAUCCUGUUAGUGGAUCUAAACUCUGAAAUCGACACCAAUCAGAAUUCUUUAAGAGAAAAUCCGUUCUUAACAAAUGGCAUCACCUCCUCCUCUCUUCCUCGACCAAAACCUCAGGCACCCUUCUUGCCUGAAAAUGCCUUUUCCGCCAAUCUCAACUUCUUUCCCACACCUAACCCUGAUCCUUUCCGUGAUGAUCCUUUUGCACAGCCAGACCAAUCGACACCCUCUUCGUUUGAUUCUCUCAAACCUGCAGAUCAGAAGAAAGAGAAUUUGAGUAGUGUGUCUACUCCACUGAGUAAUGGGCCCCAGAAUGGUGAUGUUGAUUACUUUGGUCAGCAAUUUGACCAAAUCUCUAACCGGACUGGCAAACAGGAAGCUCAGGCAGGCCCAUGGCCCUUUUCAAGUACGCAAAGCCAGCCAGCAGUGAGAACUCAAAAUGGGGUAUCUGAAAGAGAACAGAACGGCUUCCAUAUCAAAUCUUCCCCGAACCCUUUUGUGGGAAACCCUCCCACAGGACUCUCUGUACCGAAUGGCAUAAAGCAGGACUUGGAAAGCUCUGUCCAGUCCUCACCACAUGACUCCAUAGCUAUUAUCCCACCUCCACAAAGUACCAAACCAGGAAGAGGCAGAAGGACUCCUAAGUCUUCAGCAAAUGACUUGCUUGCAUCAGACAUCUUUGCUCCUCCCGUCUCAGAACCUCCAGGCCAGACGUCCCCCACAGGACAGUCUGUAGUCCCGCAGACCAACCCUCUGGAUCUCUUCAAAACAAGUGUCCCGACCCCAGUGACACCUCUUGCCAGUCUAGGUGGUACACCGGUGUCACCCCCUCAAGCAGGACCAUGGAACGCACCCAUUGUCUUUAACCAGUCCACUCCAAUAGUCCCGGGAGCCAUGUUAGGAGGCCAACCUGCAACUUUCAGCCAGGCAGCUGUUUUCGGUACUAGCCCAGCUGUUCAGUGUUGGAGUCAGCCUUCAUCUUUUAUAGCCUCAACUUGCCCCUCACCUCCUGCAGUUUGGGGUUCUUCUGUAUCUGUGGUACCCAAUUGUUGGCCAGCAACAAGCCCAUUGGGGAACCCUUUCCAGAGCAAUAUUUUUCCUCCACCAUCUGCUCUUUCCUCUUCCACGCUGCCCUCACUUGUAGUCAGUCCUCCUCAGCCACCUCCCAGAACUGCUCCAAAGGACAUCCCCAGCGAUGCCUUCACUGCCUUAGACCCGCUUGGGGAUACAGAAGUCAAGGAAGUGAAAGAAAUGUUUAAGGACUUCCAGUUGCGGCAGCCACCUGCUGUGCCCUCAAGGAAGGGAGAGCAGCCUUCUUCUGGGACUUCCAGUGCCUUUUCCAGUUAUUUCAACAGCAAAGUUGGCAUUCCCCAAGAGAAUGUAGACCAUGAUGAUUUUGAUGCUAAUCAACUGUUGAACAAGAUCAACAAGCUCAGCGAACCACCAAAGCCAGCCCCCAGACAAGGUUCCCUGUCAGUUACCAAAUCAACCAACAAAGCCUUUGAGAAUCCUUUCUCUAAAGAUUCCUUCAGCUCACCACAACCUUCUAUGGCUUCUCCUCAACCUGCAUCUUCCGAUGUAUAUAGGGAUGCUUUUGGAAAUCCUUUUGCCUAACUGAACUUGGAAUGCUGACUAUCCACGGCGUGAUAAGGUUGGCCUUAGUCAUCAAGGACAAAGCUAAAAGUCAGACACUUCCUGACCACUGUCCUUGUUCCAGCUUUGACAAAUUAUCUGUUGCCUUAUUUCUUAUUGCCUCUUCCACUUGUAAAAUUUCUUUCACUUUAUGUCUAAGCUAAAGCUAAACUGAAUCAAUGGCUUUAAGUAAAUUAAGACCCUAAACUCUUUAGUUCAAAUGUAAAUGAAGUAGCUUUCCUACCAAAUUACUAUCUGUCGAGUUCCUAGACCCUUCCAAACAUUAUACCCUCUGCCUUCUGGUUGGAUGAUGCAGACGCCAACCCCUUUAUAUCACACUGUUUUUAGUAAAUGGCCAAUUCCUUCUUGCUUACUCUGAGGGUUCUCUUUUAGAGCAUAAAACCUAAAAUUCUAGUAAAACAAGACACUUUUUUAAAAGAACUUCCAACCAUCACAGAGAAAUGUUUAAAUAAAAUGGAAAUCCAACUUCUCCUCAGAUUCUUUGGACUCUAAUACACCUGAGGACAUUUUUAAAGACAGUUUCUCCUCUUUCUUAAGAUCAACCUCUCUCAAAGCCAAGAUUGUCCUUGUGCUAACUUUCUAGCUAUUGCAAAUGAGGGGAAAGCAUUCAUCUCUCUUUGUCUUUUCCCUCUGAUUCUCUGUUCAGUCUGUAUUGUUCCUGGGCUCGGAUUUCCCCCAUCUAGGCUUUUUGUUUGUUUUUGUUUUGUUUUGUUUUAUUUUCUGUUUCUGUUGUUUUGUUUUGUUUUGCUUUUUACACACAACAGGUUUUCAUGGGAUUAAAAAAAUAUCAAAUGAUUCACAGACCCGGAGCCUGGCUUGCUCCUGAGUAAAUGCUAGUCCCAGAAACUGUAUGUGUGCACCCUGUAAACUUUCACAGAGGAGGGAGCACCCUCAAGCUGAAGUCCAGAAACAGAUGAAUGUGGAAGAGAAUUUGAGCUCCAUUCCGCAAUGAAGGACCGUGUUCUACAGAACAGCGCAUCAUGAAGCUAAAUGUGACUGUGCCCAACACACUGGUGCUUGUUGGAGGAUGGGGGACAUGCAAGUCCUUUACCAAGUAACUGGAAAACUUUCUGGAAGCCACAGUUUCAUAGUUAGUAGGAAGAUAAAUGGGAGGGGAAAAGGUUAUGGACAAGUAUUUGGCGUUAUCGUCAAAAAUCUCAUGUCUGCAGUAUUUUUUCCCCAUAACCUUGGAAACUUUCCCAGUUCAUUUUCAGUCCUAUUGUUAGCACAGUUCUGAAGGGUUUGUUCUUGCCAAAAUGAGUUUUGUUUUAUGUGGGGGUUUUAAAAAUGUUAUCUCUUGACCCUCAAUGCUCAGGUUCUUGUGGGUGUUAAUCAACCACAUCCAGUGUUACCUUUCCGGGAAUAAAGUGGACAACUGCUCAGGAUUUAAACAAGGUGACCUUGGGAGCCUCUUGAUUAGCUCCAGGUAGCCCAUGCUAAAGUCCUGUGGUUUUGUGUUUAAUGGGAACAGCUGAUUAUACAUGGCAUAAUUUUUCGUCUGGCUUCCUACUCAGUCAUAAACAAAGACUUGAAAUAGUACUUUAAAGGUCCAAAUACCUAAAAGUGCUGUACUGGAGGCAUCUAUUUCUAGGUAGUUGAAUUUUUGAAAGCAAUGAUCAGCCACACAACUGUUUUGUAUAUACUUAUUUUCUAUUGCACUUUUCUGUAUGCAAAUUAAAGCUAUAAAUUUACUCAUUUCAAUAAACUGGAAUGGCAAAAUUGCA